AUGGCUGGAUUUGGUGAUUUUUCAGGCUACAACAGGCCUUAUGGGUUGGAUCCUAAUAGGGAAACCAAUGAUUUGUACGAUACUCGCUAUCAGCAGAUAUAUGGGUACCAUACCCCUGUUACCGAAGAGUUUCAGGGCCCGCCGUUGGUAAUGGAUGAUGUUUCUGAAGAAGAUAACAAUGCAUAUAUUACAACAGCUAUAAGUGUUGCUAGUCUUAUCACAGAAAAUUUAUUAAGUCAUCCAUUUAUUGUGUUGAGAAGGCAGUGCCAGGUUCACAAUGGUCUGAAGAAUUAUCACAUAGUACCUUACACUCUUCUACCUGUAGUAGCUCGGUUGCAUCGGAGACAAGAUGUGACCACACUCUGGAAAGGCAUUGGCUCCACUUGUAUAGUGAAAGGAUUAAACUUAGCUGUGGAGGAUGUGGUCUCUAAAGGCACUGGAUGGCCUAAGGACAUUGGAAAAUGUGAUUCCGUCUUACAGUUCCUACAGCAUAUAACUUUAAAAUGUGUAAGUUUAGCAAUCAUUACACCUUUCUACUCAGCGAGCUUGGUUGAAACAGUACAGAGCGACAUUGCAAGUGACAAACCAGCAAUACUAGAUGUGUUCAGGGAAGGUUUCAUGCGCAUUUUAGAAUGGGGAACUCCCAGCAGAGGUAGAAUGCUGCCUAUAUGGGCUAUUGUGUUCCCAACGGUUUCUCUUGGUAUUACCAAGUACAUUGCUCACAUAACAUUUAAAAAGAUAACUGAGAAAGUUCUCCGUUUCCAACAAAGACACAGACAUGAGCUUAGUGACUCAUAUAAUGUGAACUACAGCAAAACCUCAAACCCUCUGAUUGAGGAUAUCAGUUUGAAAGCCAACAUCAUAUCUUUCAUUGCAAUGGAAAUUAUAUUCUACCCAGUCGAAACCAUUAUCCAUAGGCUUCACAUACAGGGCACCAGGACAAUAGUAGAUAACUUGGACACUGGCACAUCAGUUAUACCAAUACUGACUGGUUAUGAAGGCUUUAUGGAUUGCUACAACUCCACCAUAGCCAAGGAAGGAGUGUCAGGCCUGUACAAAGGCUUUGGUGCACUAGUAUUACAGUUAGCAGCACAUUUGGCUAUCAUAAAGCUGACAACCUUGGUUGUGUCAGAAGUAUCCAACUUAUUAAAACCAGCAAAAUCUCCUACCUCUGAUGACUCCAUUCCCUCUCAAAAAUAUUUGUUCAACUAG
Spodoptera littoralis (African cotton leafworm) is the source of this 1212-nucleotide messenger RNA. Lineage: Eukaryota; Metazoa; Arthropoda; Insecta; Lepidoptera; Noctuidae. The record is from the annotation of a GenBank genome assembly.